This is a messenger RNA of Malus domestica (apple), 1271 nucleotides long. NCBI's taxonomy places the organism in Eukaryota, Viridiplantae, Streptophyta, Magnoliopsida, Rosales, Rosaceae. The record is from RefSeq and is a predicted model, not a curated record.
AGGCACACUAUAAAAACCUGCUGGAGUGGACUGUAGUUGAGCGCGACACACUGGAUCAGAACCCAGGAACGCACUCCAUCCAUUGGCUCCUAAACGGCGCACAAUAAAAACCUGUCGUAGAAAGGCUGCUUGCUUUGCGCUCGCCCGCAAACAAUCUCUCCACGCUGCUGCAUCCAAUGCAGGUGCUGCAAGCUGGGGCUCGGCCAUCGGCCCAAUUCCUUCCCUCAUCCAUCCGGGGCGAGGGGAUAGCAGACCUAAAUUCCCACCCCUAAACCUAAGGUCCCAUUUUCUCACCCCAAAAAUACAUUCCGUAGAGAUGUUUUUCAACCUCUUGGAGAUAGCUUUAUGUAUGGUUACUGUUUGGUAAUCGUUGCUCAGUCGGCCCGAUCUGAAGAAGAUGAUGCGGUGGGCAACAACUGCUGCUCGUUAUGGCAGCCGCAGACUCGGAGCCAGAGUGCUUCAAAGGCGUCAUCUGCCUUCUGUUGUCCGCUUCAAUCAAAUAUUGGGUCAAGUUGCGAGAUUGAAACAUUAUUCCACGGUCAUCUCGUUGAAUAACCAAAUGGGCAUGUCAGGAAUUCGUCCUGAUGUUUAUACUCUGAACAUUAUCAUUAAUUGCUGCUGUCAUCUCAACCAAAUGGGGUUUGGUUUGUCUAUCUUAGGAAAAUUCUUCAAAUUAAGUUUUGAACCUCAUGUCACGACCUUCAACACUCUAAUCAACGGCUUUCUUCUCGAGGAUAGAAAGGCUGAUGCUGUUGGGAUUCUGAAUAAAAUAAUGGAAAGUGGUAACUGGAAGCCUACUGCGGUUACUUUUGCCAUACUAGUAAAAGGACUUUGCAUGAAAGGUAACAACAUUGGAGCUAUCCAAUUGCUUAAUAAGAUGGAAGAAGGAGAUUGCAAGCCUAACAUGGUUAUUUAUAGCACAAUCAUUGAUAGUCUUUGCAAGGAUACUUUAAUUGUUGAUGCAUUAAACCUCUUCUCCAAAAUGACAAGUAAAGGAAUUGCCCCAGAUGUCAUUACUUAUACCUGUUUGAUUCAUGGAGUUUGCAAAUUAGGGGAGUGGAAAGAAUCUAUAAGAUUGUUGAAUGAAAUGGUGAGGUAAAGGUAUCUUUCCAAAUGUGCGCACCUUCAAUGUCUUGAUUGAUACAAUUUGUAAAGAGGGAAUGAUCCAAAAAGCAAGGAGCGUGGUCGAAAUAAUGAUUCAAAGAGAUAUUGAACCUGAUACAGUUACUUACCGUACACUUAUGGACGGUUACUGUUUGCUCGGAGAAAUG